Messenger RNA from Phytophthora sojae, 1011 nucleotides. RefSeq lists its product as hypothetical. The coding region runs from base 19 to 1011 and encodes 330 amino acids. Lineage: Eukaryota; Oomycota; Peronosporomycetes; Peronosporales; Peronosporaceae. The record is from RefSeq and is a predicted model, not a curated record. Gene Ontology annotation, cellular component: peroxisomal membrane. Gene Ontology annotation, molecular function: NAD transmembrane transporter activity; coenzyme A transmembrane transporter activity; ADP transmembrane transporter activity. The transcript has 5 exons.
CGGACACCCGCCUGGACGAUGGAGACGCUCGCGCACGGGAUCGCCGGCAGCGCGGGCGGCAUGCUGGCCAUGGCGCUGCUGUACCCGCUGGACCAGAUCAAGACCAUCAUGCAGGUGGAGGCCAACGAGCUGGAGGAGGAGCCGGAGCAGGAGCAGGACAAGAAGCUGGAGGCCAAGCCGCCAGUGAAGCGAGCCCCCAAGAACUUCUGGGCGCAGGCGCUGCUGAUCCUCAGGAGGAAGAAGUGGCAGGUGUACCAGGGUCACGUGUCCACACAGGUCGCGCUUGGGGGAUCGAACUUCAUUUACUUCUUCUGCUACAACGGACUCAAGACGCAGCUCUUGAAGCGGCUGCAGCAGCCGAAUCGACAGAUGAGCGGCAAUGUCACGCCUGUGCAGAAUCUCGCGCUGUCCUGCCUCGCCGGCGUUAUCAACGUCUACAUUUGUGCGCCGUUGUGGGUCGCCAACAUGCGGCUCAAGUCCAAGGACGCCGCCAAGUACUCCGGUGUCAUUGACUGUUUGCGCAAGGUCACCGCGAACGAAGGAUUCCUCUCGCUAUGGAACGGCGCGCUGGCGUCGCUGGUGCUCGUGUCCAACCCGGUGAUCCACUACGUCAGCUACGAGCGCAUGAAGAUUGCGCUUCAAAAGAAGCGUCACGCCGCUGGCCCGGCAGGGGCAGCGCUUUCUGCUUUGGAUAUCUUCGUGCUCGGAGCGUUGGCCAAGUCGUUCACGACCGUGGUCACGUACCCGCUGCAGGUCGCGCAGUCGCUGAUGCGAGUGCAGCAUAAGUCGCCGCAAGAAAACCCCGCUCGGUCCUCCAGCUUGGCUGGGUGUCUCGCCCAGAUUUACGCCGACAGAGGCGUGGCCGGCUACUUUGCCGGCCUGCAGGCCAAGCUGCUGCAAACCGUGCUCACCGCCGCGAUCUCCCUGGUCACGUACGAGAAACUGCUGGCGCUGAUCUUGCUCAUGAUGCGGCAGCCGGCGAAACCAAUCGCCCAGAAGGCGGCAGCGUAG